Nezara viridula (southern green stink bug) is the source of this 5115-nucleotide messenger RNA. NCBI's taxonomy places the organism in Eukaryota, Metazoa, Arthropoda, Insecta, Hemiptera, Pentatomidae. The record is from the annotation of a GenBank genome assembly.
AUGAAGAUUACUCCUCUUCUUGAUGAAAAAAUUAAUAUAUAUGAUUCUGAAAUGUCUGCAGAAACUAUAGAAUCUUAUGAAAAAUAUUACAAAAAUCAGAAUGAAUGUAAGAAUAUUUGUGAUGAUGAAAAUGGUCAGGAUUCUGAUAGUACAAAAAAAGUGGUUGAAAGUAAUGGAAAUGAAAAUAAUGAACAUGAUUUGUCCAACAAUGCAACUCAAAAUCUGACAGAUACUAAGAAGUGUGAUAACGAUAAUGAUUCAGACAGAAAGAGAAUAAGGACUGCAGAGGCUGCUUCUGAUGCAUUGCCAUGCAAAAAACGUAAAAAGGAAUUUGAGCCACCAAAAUUGCGAGAAGAUAAUAGAGACAUAUUUUGUUGGCGAUGUCAUAAGUACGUUGUUGAAACAGAUGUUAUCCCUUGUUAUUUCUGUCCCCGAGUAUUUCAUUUGAAGUGUGUCCAUAUCCAGGAAAAACCUUCAAGUUUUUGGCUUUGUACAGAAUGUGAUGCAAUUAGCAUUGCUGAAAAUCCAGAUAAGAUAUCUCCUGCGUUAAGUAAACUUCAGAAAAAAGAUCUAGCAGAAUUAUUGAUGUUUGUCUUAAAAAGAAUGCGUCAACAUGAAGGUAGUUCACAUUAUGAAAAUCCUGUUGAUCUUGAAAGUUACCCAGAUUACAAAGACUAUAUCAUAAAACCUAUGUACUUGGCCUUGUUAGAAGCUAAUGUUACGAAUCUGAAAUAUUCCAGCUGUGAAUCGUUUCUAGCUGACACAAAAUGGAUGGUUCAUAAUAGCUAUGUUUUUAACACUGUUCACUCAGAGUUGACACUGUAUGCUAAAGCGAUGAUGAAAAAUGCUAAGCAUGAAUGUGAUGAAAUUAUAAACUGCCCUGAUUGUUACUUACAUGCCAACACCCUUGAAGAAGAUAAAUGGUUUAUUGAGCCUUGUGACAAACCACAUAUUCUCGUUUGGGCAAGAUUAAAAGGAUUUCCGUACUGGCCUUGCAAAGUGAUGAAAGCAAAUGGAACUAAUGUAGAUGUUCGAUUCUUUGGUGAUCACAAUAAGUCUAUAGUACCUGUGGAAUGUUGUUAUUUAUAUAGUAAACAGAUGCCAUCAAAACAGAAAAAAGUUGAUGAAUUAGAAGUUGCAAUUAAGGAAGCAAGUUUACAUAUCAAAAGACUUGAGGAACGAUUCCAUGUUUUCCAGUAUGCUCCAUUAAAAACUAUGUAUAAUCCAAAAGAAGAAGAUGAACAACGUAAAUUAUUGUUACCAUAUCAUGAUAAACCGUUUUUCAUAAAAGUGAAGGAUAGAGAAAAAUUGUUUGAUCCCAAUGUAAUUAACAAUAUUUUUGACGAUUCUUUAUCUUAUCACAAGACAGACCUGAAAGAAGAUUCUAAAACAAAUAUCUCUGAAUUGCCCAAUGCAUUAGAUGUCCAAAAUAAAAAACUCGUUAUAAAGACUCAUUAUGAGCAGUUGUCUCCUUACAGGCUUGCAACGAUUACUAAAAAUAUUAAGCCAUCUCCAUGCAAUAAGCCUACCAUAUAAUUGAAGACAGCGACUCAGAUAUUCUAUCACAAAAUUCAUUUAACCAUUCCAGGCAAGCUAGUUUAAUAGAUGAAAAACUUAGUUCAUCGUGCGUUUCCAAUAAAGAAAGACCGAUAGUAAACGAAAAGCAUCUGAUUGGUCCUCAGAACUUUCUAUCAAACGUGAACAUGACAAUACUAUUACUGAAGAUUUAGAUUGUAUGUUAAAGAAUGAUCAUUCUAAUAGCAAAUUAAAUCUAAUCAACUGUUCUACUGAGGAACAAGAUAAUGAAAAUGAUGAUAAUCGAAUUGAUAUACCGAAUGAUAAUGCACCAUCUGAAGAAUUAAAAAGUGAUGUUAAUCAAAUUGGUUUUACUUCCGAACAAAUUAAUUGUUUACCUUUGACUAAUCCAUCUCUAGAUAAAUGUAAUAACAACUACUUCUCUGACAAACUUCGAAUUAACUCUAAUGCUAAAUUAAUUAAUGUCGUGACUGAUAAUCCAGCUUUAAUAAACAAUUACAUUUUUAAACCUAUGGUAGUUAUUCAAAAAUUAAAAGAUGAAGUUUUUCGUGAUUAUUCAUCGAAUAUAUGCAGAAAAAAUGAAACAGCGACUGUUGAUGAAACAAGGAAAUCAGAUGAAAAUAUUUCAUCAAACAUUUCUUUGUGUGAUAGCGGAAACAAAGUUCCUUUAAACUUUGACUUGUUAAAUGGUAAUUUAACUGAUCUUGUUUCUUUCACAGAAAUUGAUUUAGAUAAGGAUGAAUCAUUGUCUCAGACAGAUUUAACAAACAAUAAGGAAGCAGAGAAUGUUAAAUAUAAUGGUCUGGAACAAGUAGUUUAUUGAAAUCUGUUAGUUGUCCUUUAAGGCCAAUUAUUAAGUCUGAAAAAAUUAAUGAUGAUGAACUAGAGGAUAGUGAUUAUAUUAAGAGGUUAUCAAAGAGUAUUUUGGAAUCGACACUUGAUUAUAAUGAUGUAAAUUGUCAUGAAGAAAACAGGAUUUUGUGUUCUUCUGAUAUUAAAAGCAGUUCUUGUGAAAAAAUUUUAGUAGUUGAUAGAGAAAAUCAGUCGUUACAAAAAGACAAUGCAGUAAUAAGAAGUAAAAACUCAAAUAUACUAAACUCACCUAAUCGAGAUAUCAACCUUGAAAUUGUAGAAGAUAUUAAGAAGUCGAACUCUCCUAUAAACAAUGGAGUUGUCAAAUCAAUUGUUAGUAAUGUUCGUUCAGUUGAUGGUCCAAUCUUACAUCCAGCUGACAUGAAUCCUAAAGUUAUUUAUUUUUGUGAAAACGAAAAUCAGUUCAUUGAGCGGAAUAAAGAUAAUAUUAAGGAUAAGAAUGAUCUGAUCAUGUUAAAUGCUAAUAGUCGUGAAAUAAAAAUAAAUGAUGUUAACAAAACAUUUGGUACUAGUUUAGACGAAAAUAAGAAAUUUAGUUUAGAAAAUUGUGAAACUUCACAUUUAAAUGAAAAUACAGAGUGUUUCAGUUCUAAUAAGAAGUGUCCAAAUAGUGUUGUUGAAAAUAUUGACGAUGGUAUGUUACAAAAUGAAGAAAAUCAUUAUAAAUCUCAAGAUGAUCUGUUUCAAAAAAGGGACAACUUGGAAAAUGAAAUUCGCAGCAACAUUUCCCAUUUUGCUAGCAAUGACUCUAUAAUUACAGAAACAGGCAUUCAUUGUAGUCAGCAAUCUGUUCAAGGUAAAGAGAUUAUUAGAGAAAAAAAUGCAAAUGGCUUACGCAGAGAUCCUGAUUGUGAAAUUGUUAAGAUCCUAUUUCCAUCCAACAGUAAAAUUCUUAAACCUAUUGGUUUCAAAAGAAUGAAAACAUGUGGAGGGGUCAUAAAAAAAGUUAUUAAAAAUGGCAUGUUAUUCACAGCCUCAAGAAAUCGACAAAAUCUUAAUAUGUCUUCUAAGGGGAAUUGUGUAGAUGCUAAGAAGCUGUCUUCCAAAACAAAAUUACCUUAUGAUAGCCUGAAACAAUUAAAUAUUUCUGGCAACUUUGUGAAAAGCCAUUCUACUUCCAAUUAUGAACCUACCAGUAACAAAGAAUCUAUUAAUUUGAAGAAUGUCCUUGAAAAGUGUGCAGAUAAUAUGGUUAGUGGAACUGAGAGAGUUAGGGAAGAAAACAAAAUAAUGAAUUUGGAAAUAGAAGCCAUAUUGAACAAAGUGGAAAAAAUUGAAGUAAAAGGAAAACUGUUGGAGGUGCUUAGAGAAGAAUUAGAAAAAUUUGAAGAGCAUUGUAAAAAAAAAAUUGAGAGCUAUAAACAUGCUUAUAUUGAAGAGAUGGAUUCUCUUUAUACGAUGGAAAAGCAACGUUGGAUUCAAGAAACAAUGAAUGUUUCUGAAAAUGAAUCAAGGAUGAUGGUGGAUGAAAUAAAGAAAAAACAGUGGUGCAUAUUAUGUUUGAACGAAGCCAAGUUUCAUUGCUGUUGGAGUACAUCUUAUUGUUCGGAAAAGUGCCAGUUAGCUGAUUGGCCAGUUCAUAUGAAAACUUGCACACAAUAUUCUAUGCGAAUAGGUGAUCCUGACCUACGCCUUUCUCCUGAUCUAAAAAAAUUAUUCAAAGGCGAAAAUAACAUACUCAAUCACAGAAUCAAGGAUUUUCUCGAAUCAGAUAGAUUUAAUGGUAACAAUUCUAAGAUGAGUGCAUCUUUGCCUUCGUGCAGUAGUAGUUCUGUGACAAAUCCUUCUGAAGUGGCUAGAAAGGAUCCCGCCAAUUCUCUGCUUACAUCGCCUAAAAGUAGCACCAUCUAUGUGCAAAAAAAUUUCUCAAAACAGGAUGCACUACAGGGGUCAGAAAAUCCUGGUAAUCAAGUCAUGAAAAUUGUUUCUAAUCCAGCAGUUUAUCUUUCUGGUAUGGUCACAUCUCCUAAUCAAACUAAGAACAUGAUACAGGUUGCUAAGCAAAAUCCUGCAAAGCCUAAUGCCCAACUUCAGGAUCAAGCUUCAGCUGGGCCAUCUGGUAAUAAUAAAUCUGUGUUAUUUACUGCCCCACUUGCCAACAGAAAUAAUGCUCUUGUAUCUGUUGGAAAAACCUUAACUUCAAGCAAACCAAGUGGAAAUUCUUUUAAUGGCCAUAACACUCCAUUGUUAAUGGGAGGACAACAAUUAAUUUUACCGAAAUCCUUUCUUCCUACAAAAGUAAUUAAAAAAACAGUUCCCAUGUUAGCUCAUAAAAAUGUAAGUUGUGUUCAAGAAAAUAAUAACACAGUGUUGAUGAAUACGAAACCACUUUAUAUUUCAAUGCAAAAUAUAUCAAGAGACGAUUCUGACAGUAGUGAUGGAUUAAGAGAUCCCUUAGAAAUUUCCAAUGGAUCAAAACUACUUACAGAACAAUCAAUGUUAUCAGAGCGAAAUUCAUUUUCAACCAACAGGGACACCAAUAAACCAGCUCAGUCUUUUUUAAUUGUUGAGAAAAGUGGAGAAACUGCUCAGUACACCUACAAGAUAGGUUUUAAAGAAGACAUUGAAAAAAUGUCUCAAGUCAAUAUCAUGUCUCCAUCAGGUCAAAAAUCGACAGUUUGUGCUGUUUCUCCAUUAUCAUACCCAGUAAUUUGCAGUACUCCAUCUACAAGCGCUGGAGCCUUCAGCACGCACACGAAAAAUUAA